Molecule: messenger RNA, 702 nt
Organism: Closterium sp. Yama58-4
Lineage: Eukaryota; Viridiplantae; Streptophyta; Zygnematophyceae; Desmidiales; Closteriaceae
Source: the annotation of a GenBank genome assembly
AUGGCUAGCGGAUUUGUUUCCGCAAUUAACGGUCGUCCCCCUCCUGCUCGCAUUAAUACCCGGAGCUCGUCCAGGCGUGGGUCACCAAGACGAGACGAUGACCGAAUUUUUACUUCUGGGAGGGAUCGUUCCCGUUCGCCCAGAAACGAGUCUCGUGGAGGAGUCACAGCUCUCGAUUUAAUUGGUGCAGCAAAUCGUGGGACCAAUCGUCGAAACGAGGAUCGCGCACCCACUUCUCCGACGGGCGCCCGUAACAAUCUCCCUCGCGAACCUGCAAGCGCAACCGACGCAGGAGCAGGAACGCGCAAUGUCGGCACCCCUGCACCUCGCGCCAACCGUAAUGAGGAGGGACCGCCUGGAUUUAUCAACCAGGUCAACCCCCCUCUCGCCACUGUAUCAGCCCAGGGGCGCGUGCCAGGCCAGCAGCAGAGGCACGCGCAAGUGGAGCAAGGACCCGCGCCUCAGGCCCCUCAGGCCCCUCAGGGACACGCGUCAGUCCGAGGCAGGCACGUGCGUGAGGAGCACACGCCUCGCGCGCCUGCUGCACCAGAGCGCGUGGCGAAUCUUUCGCCUGGCGAAAAUUCACGGCGUCCGGUACAGCAGAAUCUCGACAAAAUCGGGACGGCGCGUGCUGCUGCUCGUUCGGAUUUCGCGGCGAUGCUGGGAAAUCUUGACCACUCUACCCAAGCGAAUCUUCUCUAG